Messenger RNA from Dentiscutata heterogama, 384 nucleotides. Lineage: Eukaryota; Fungi; Glomeromycota; Glomeromycetes; Diversisporales; Gigasporaceae. The record is from the annotation of a GenBank genome assembly.
GGUGUACCAAUUCAAAAAAAUUUUUCAUUAAAUAUGGAAAAAAUGAUGGAUGCACGAUCACAUCGUCAAGAACCAUUAACAGAUAUGUUGCCAAAUGUUGGCAAGCCAAAAUUUUGUCUUGUGGAUGAGGGUGAUAAGUUUACACCGGAGGACGCGGCAAAGUUAUUAAAUCGUCAACCUAUAGCAUCAUUGCAAGAACAAGAACUACGAAAAGAACUAAUUAAACCCUUUACAUUAGAAGGAAAAACACAGCAACAAUUACAGACCACUACUGUUAUUAGAAAAGAUUCCGAAAUUACAAAUAUAAGAUUUAAGUUUAGAUUUAAGAACAUUGGCGAGGAUAAAGAUAUUACUAUACGUGAUCGAGAUGGCACCUUGUUAAAA